This is a messenger RNA of Hippopotamus amphibius kiboko, 4875 nucleotides long. It is a transcript of the gene SH3RF1, whose product is annotated as SH3 domain containing ring finger 1. Gene Ontology annotation, molecular function: protein binding. The transcript has 12 exons. The record is from RefSeq and is a predicted model, not a curated record. NCBI's taxonomy places the organism in Eukaryota, Metazoa, Chordata, Mammalia, Artiodactyla, Hippopotamidae. Bases 235 to 2781 code for a protein of 848 amino acids.
CUCCCCCUCCCCCGGGCCGGGCAGGCGGCGGCGGCGGGAGCGCGCGGGCGGCGAGCGGAGCCCGGAGCGACCGCGGCGUCCGAGGCCGGCGAGCGGGAGAGCGCGGGGCGUGCGGACAAAGAGGGCGCCGCGCGGAGAGUAGCGUCUGACAUGGAUGUUACAUGAGCCACUCUCAGGGCUGCGCACAGGUGUGCCACGUGUGGUUGGACCGUUUCCCACGUGAACUAGAGGAAGAUGGACGAGUCGGCCCUGCUGGACCUUCUGGAGUGUCCCGUGUGUCUGGAGCGGCUGGAUGCCUCCGCCAAGGUUUUGCCUUGUCAGCACACGUUCUGCAAACGCUGUCUGCUGGGCAUCGUUGGGUCCCGGAACGAACUCAGGUGUCCCGAGUGCAGGACUCUGGUUGGCUCGGGUGUGGAGCAGCUUCCAAGCAACAUCCUGCUGGUCCGACUUCUGGACGGCAUCAAGCAGAGGCCUUGGAAACCCGGCCCCACGGGGGGUGGUGGCACCCACUGCACAAAUGCCUCAAGGGCUCAGAGCAGCGCUGUGGCCAAUUGUGGCUCGAAAGAUCUACCGAGCUCCCAGAGUGGACAGCAGCCUCGGGCGCAGGCCUGGAGCCCCCCGGUGAGGGGAAUACCUCAGUUACCAUGUGCCAAAGCAUUAUACAACUACGAAGGCAAGGAGCCCGGGGACCUUAAAUUCAGCAAAGGUGACAUCAUCAUUUUGCGGCGACAAGUGGAUGAAAAUUGGUACCACGGGGAGGUCAACGGGGUCCAUGGCUUUUUCCCCACCAACUUCGUGCAGAUCAUCAAACCGUUACCUCAGCCCCCACCUCAGUGCAAAGCACUUUAUGACUUCGAAGUGAAAGACAAGGAAGCUGACAAAGAUUGCCUUCCGUUUGCAAAGGACGACGUUCUGACUGUGAUCCGCAGAGUGGAUGAAAACUGGGCUGAAGGCAUGCUGGCAGACAAAAUAGGAAUAUUUCCAAUUUCGUAUGUUGAGUUUAACUCGGCGGCCAAGCAGCUGAUCGAGUGGGACCAGCCCCCCGGGCCGGGGUUUGGGGCUGGGGAGGGCGCCCCGGCCGCCACCCCGAGCAGCGCGGCCCCCAAGCAGCCCGACGCCAAGAAGAACACCAAGAAGCGGCACUCCUUCACCUCCCUGACCAUGGCCAGCAAGGCGUCGCAGGCGGCCCAGCAGCGCCACUCCAUGGAGAUCAGCCCCCCGGUCCUCAUCAGCUCCAGCAACCCCACAGCCGCCGCGCGCAUCGGCGAGCUGGCCGGGCUCUCGUGCAGCGCCCCCUCUCAGGUUCACAUAAGCACCACAGGGUUGAUUGUGACCCCACCCCCGAGCAGCCCGGUGACCACCGGCCCCUCCUUCACGUUCCCGUCGGAGGCUCCCUACCCGGCGGUCCUUGCGACCAUGAAUCCUCCUCUCCCCCCACCCCCUCUCCAGGCGGCCACCCCCGCGGGCGCUGCUGCUGCUGCCGCCGCCGCCACCACCGCCACCGGGAUGGGCCCCAGGCCCGCGGCGGGACCCAGUGACCAGACCACACACUCGCGGCCGCAGACGCGCCCCAGCGUGUAUGUGGCCAUUUAUCCCUACAGCCCCCGGAAAGAGGAUGAGCUGGAGCUGAGGAAGGGGGAGAUGUUUCUCGUGUUCGAGCGCUGCCAGGACGGCUGGUUCAAGGGCACGUCCAUGCACACCAGCAAGAUCGGGGUCUUCCCUGGCAAUUAUGUGGCCCCUGUCACAAGGGCAGUGACCAGUGCUUCCCAAGGUAAAGUCCCCGUGUCGACCUCCAGCCAGACGAGUCGAGGGGGGGGCCCGGCCAGCCCUUCCCCCACAGGAGCACCUGCCCAGAAGCCCCCGGGGAACAGCGUGGCCAGCGGUCCCGGGGUCCCCACGGCUGUGGUGUCGGCAGCUCACGUCCAGACCAGUCCCCAGGCCAAGGUCCUGCUGCACAUGUCCGGACAGAUGACCGUCAACCAGGCGCGCAGUGCUGCGAGGACAGUCUCGGCACACAGCCAGGAGCGCCCCACAGCGGCCGUGACGCCCAUCCAGGUUCAGAGCGCCGCCGGGCUGACACAUCACCCCCUGGCCUCGCCGCAGCCCCCCCCCCCGAUGGCAGGCCCCCCUGCCCACGCAGCUGCCGGCAGCCUGGGUCGGGUCAGCGCCCCCCUGGCCUGCGCUGCGGCCCCACCGAGCAUCCCCGCCGCCUCCCUGGAGACCGAGCCCGGGGGCCGCCCGGUGACCAUGCUCUCCGGGCCGCCCACCUCUCCUGACAGCGGCUCGGUGGCCAAGCCAGACAAGGACAGCAAGAAAGAGAAAAAGGGGCUGUUGAAGCUGCUCUCUGGGGCCUCCACCAAGCGCAAGCCGCGGGGGUCCCCGCCGGCCUCGCCCACCCUGGACACCGAGCUGGGGGCCGAGCUGCCGCCCGGGGCCCCGGGCCCCCCCUGCAACUGCCCCGGGCCCUGCGACGCCGACACCCCGGCCGCGGCCCCCGGCCCGCAGCGCCGGACCUGCUCCCUGGACUCGGCCCCUGUGGCGCCGCCACCCCGGCAGCCCUGCUCGUCCCUGGGCCCCGCGGCCGGCGAGGCUCGGCCCGCGGUCUGUGAAAGGCACCGGGUGGUGGUUUCCUACCCCCCGCAGAGCGAGGCAGAACUGGAGCUCAAGGAGGGCGACAUCGUGUUUGUGCACAGGAAGCGGGAGGAUGGCUGGUUCAAGGGCACGCUGCAGCGGAACGGGAAGACCGGCCUCUUCCCCGGGAGCUUCGUGGAGAACAUCUGAGGAGCUGCCGGGGGUUGGACCACGCCCAUCACCAAGUCCAUCACGCGGCCCGCGCGGACCCCGGGUGGUAGGACUCCAGCACGUGCCGUGUGCCUGGUCCUGUCUGAUUCACUCCACAGAGGAACCUUUUCUAAAAAGAUAUCUAGCUGAGACAGACAACUGUUUACAAGGCUUAACUAAUUUAUUUGCUUUUUUAAACUUGAAUUUUUCUUGUAAUAGAUCAAUUCUUUGGAUUAUGAUUUUAAGAAGUUAUUAAUUUAUGAAAUGAGAGUGGAGGAGAAGCUGGAUGAUCCCGUCGGGAGCAAGAGCGUCUCCUCGAUGCCGAAUGCAGCCCCUGCCCCGCUAGGGUCACCUCUGCUUUUUUGAGUCAGAGAUGCCGGUUCUCGGGCUUGGUUGUGUUUUUGGGAAACCAGCACACACGAGUGAAUCUGUGUCGCUGCGUAGCGGCCCGGGGUGGUGAAGCGGGAGCCUGUCUCUCUGGUUGGGUUGGGAAUCACCCCCAGACCUAGUCCUCAGUUUAAUCCUGAGGGUCUCUGAUUCCCUAGAAGAAGGAAGAAUAAAGCACAACCCUUGGACAGAAUGGGUUCAGAAAUAGAUUUAGUUUCAUAACAGAAGAGCUCAGCUCAGUGGUUGAAAGUUGAAGAACCGAGGUUCCCCCUUGUCUAAGGAUGUCUCUGAAUGUCACCAUGCUGUCAUCCCCGGGGACCUGCGUGUGCAGUUGUGCAGGAGGGACCCUGCGAGACAGCCCAGGCAUCCGUGCGGCUUUUCCCAUGCCCACCCCACCGGGGGUGCCGGACCCCCAGCACGGAGGACGCAGGUGAUGCCCCAGCCGCAUGGGCUGGAACGGGCACCCCUCUUCUGCCCCCUGCCCCGGGCCCCCCCGAGUCAAGCCCUGCCUGGCCAUGACCUGAGCUCCCCUGUCCCCCCCAGGGCGACUCAGCACAAGGGCCCAGGGCAACCCCCUCCUCGCAGGCCCGUGAACACGGGUCCUGCAGCCCGUCUCUGUCACCCCUGCCUCCUCCACCCCAGCCAGCCACGCGGCCUGGCUCAGGGCCACCCUCAAAACAGAACCAGGGAAUUCGGCCUGGCGGCGCUGGAGACCGUGGCCACAGUUUUCUCAUGAAAAAGCAAACACAAAAACCCUUUUCAUUUUUUACUUUUAAGAAUUACAGCUGGGGAAUCAGAACAUGAACUGAGAGUCUUCUUGCAAGCAGUUUCAUGGUCUUAAAGAGAUAUAUUAUGUGAUUGAAAUGAAAUCAUUCCUAAAUUAACCAUUUUUUAAUAAGACACUGUAUAUUAUGUUCCUGUGUAUUGAAUUAAAAAAAAAACUGGGAUAUUCAUGUAAUAUAUAAAGUUUUGGUGAAAUGAACUUUAGCUAGAAAAAAAGCUGCCAUCAGCUUUCAUCUGUGUAAGUUGACACCAAUGUGUCAUAAUAUUCUUUAUUUUGGGAAAUUAGUGUAUUUUAUAAAAAGUUUAAAAUGUAAAAAGACUACUACAGGAUAAGAUCAUUUUUUUACCUGUCUUUUCUCCAUAUUUUAAGCUACGUGAUUGAAGUACCUCUGUUAAUAGUUUCCUGGUAUGAAGUUGGUUAAAAUUUCAUCUGUUAAUAGAUCACUUAGAUAAUGUAAUGUAUGGGUUUUCUGUUGGCUUUUUGGGCACAGUAGAUGGAGAUUUUGUAACAAGGGCUUGUUACACGGCGAUAAGGUAAUGAUAAAAUAGCAGUUUAUCAUUCCUUUUCAUGUUAAUAAUUUGAAGACUGGAGAAAAGGUUCAAGAUUAAAAUUUGAUGUUCAACCUUUAUGCAUCCGUUGGUCCAUCCUUAAAUUUUGUCUUUUCCUUUUUUUUUUUUUUUUUAAACAUGGGACACAUUUGGCGUAGUUUCUACUCUGUAAAAAUUCUUUGUACGUACCUCAGACAGACAGCAUCUACAGUAAUGAACUUGGCGAUUAUAAUACAGUUUUGCUCUCUAGCCAACAAAUGUUAUUUGUUGAUAAGGUUUCCCCCAGGAGUUUAAAGUCUUCUUAAAAGAGUGUGUGGAGUUUCACCAGGGACUGGGUGACAUGUCUGCUCCCCUCUCCCCAUUCACGGUGGCUAA